This is a messenger RNA of Aspergillus calidoustus, 1053 nucleotides long. The record is from the annotation of a GenBank genome assembly. NCBI's taxonomy places the organism in Eukaryota, Fungi, Ascomycota, Eurotiomycetes, Eurotiales, Aspergillaceae.
AUGGCAAAGGGGUUUUGGAAGUCCCAGAGCGUCCCUCCAUUCUCGGGACAGAAGAGGCAGACUCGCCGAGAGAGAUUCGAGAGGCGUUGGAGGAAGAUAUCAUGGAUUACCAUCAAGAAGGAGGACAUCAAAAAGCUGGAAAGGGAUCUGCACGGACAUAUUCUAGCCCUGCAGCUGUACGAGGGUUUUCUUCAGCAUAUGACUCUCUGCAAAGUGGAGACAGACGUGAGCGAACUAGCGCUUCUCACGCGCAAGACCGAGCUGCAGACCAAAGCGAUCUACGAGAUGCUUCAAGCGAUCUGCAGCUUUAUUCCACAGUACAUCGCCGACAGGCAGCACAAGCACCAGCCAACCACGUUCCAGACCGCAAUGGGCCGCUACAUUGGCAUUCCACGCGAGUGCUGCAUCACCAUGGAACAACUCCAGCGCCACGUCGAAAUCAUCUUCGCGGGGACACCGGGUCACAAGAAAAUCAUGCGAAGGGAGUACUUUCUCGAAGAUGUCUCUACAAUGACCGAUAUUUCACCGGCCAAUUGGGAAUGGACCGUCACAGCCCGAGCCCACAUCGCCAUGACUGUUCUUUCCCGGCUUACCCUAGCUAAAACGAGUGACCUUUCCUAUACGUGUCCGAGGUGCGAUACGAACAAUGUUAAUGGCAUCCUACGCCAGGGGAUGAGUGAAUGUGUCAACUGCAAACUUAUAUACGAGGUAGUCGAUGCGACGCGCGACACCAAACACGGUACCCCAACCUGGUUCGAACAAAAGUACCCCUCUCGGCUCCCAGUGAGCAACCAGCAAAACGCAUUCUGCCGCCUCCGCGACAUGCGCGAGAUCCAGGACGUAAAUCCCACCGCGGAAACUCCAAUUUUCCGCGGCAACGAUGGCUACCUCCGAAACGGAUUCGUCUUUGGCACACUGCCCCCACUUACUAUACCGGGACUUACGGUGUUUUGCUGUCGGUGUGGUAAUGGGCCCAGGCGGCGGGAGUUUCCGCUGAAUGUCUGUUUGGGGUGUGAUCAUAAUAUGUGUCCGAGGUGUACCGAGAGGAAGUGA